AUAUAUAUAAUUAUACUAACGAUUUUCGUUUUCUUGUGUAAUUCUUCAGAUCCUUCAAAUAUCCCUCUUAGAGCCAUCAUCUAUUUACACUCAGAUGAGUUUGCACUUCCUUUUGAAAACGUGUGUUAGAAGACUAAUGCUAGACCAAGUUCUAUGAACACACCUGCAAAGUCGAAGAGGGUAGCUCUUGGCAACAUCCAACAACAUGAAGAUGCUCAUUGUUCGUAUUUUAUUGUUUCCUGCGGACAAUCGCGUUUUUAUCUCCAGCGAACGAAGACUGAGAACAACCAUUAGUCACAUCCUUCCAAAGAAAGAGCACAGAAAACCCGGACAAAUCACAGAACAAUAAGCCUUAUCGGCAACUUAAUUAAAAUCAUGCACGAAAGCCGAGCAACUGAUACAAGAAUAGUCUGGCUUUAGACCAGACAGGAGCACAGUUAAAAAAGACCUUUAACGGUCGCAGAAAAACAUACAACACCAUUAGGAUCUCUUUCGCAACAUCAUCGACUUUAAAAAAGCAUUUGACAUUCUCUGGAACAUGGAACUGUGGCAUGCAAUGCGAAAUUUAACAUCGUUCCCGUCAUUGAAUUGCUGUACAAAAGCCCAGUGAGCUCAAUACUACAGGAGACCCAAAUGGGAGUUUUCAUUUGCACAUCACUGGGUGUAUGUCAAGGGCGUCCCCUGUCGCCUGUACUAUUCAAUAUAUUUUUGGAAAGACAGUAUGCGAAAAACCCUUCCCACCCAUCACAGCUUCAUUUCCAUCGGUGGGAAACCCAUAUGCAAAAUACAAUUUGCGGACGAUAUUGAUCCCAUGGCAGGUACCGACAGCAAACUACAAGACCUUACCGACACAUUGCAAAUGCAUAUGGAAAGGAGAUCAUCAUUGAGAUGAGCAUGUUACGACCAUCAACAACGGCAAAGCAGAGAUUGAAAUGAAAGGAGUACAGCUGAAAGAGGUGAUCAGCUUUUCAUAUUUUAAAGCCACCUUUUUUUCAAAGAUGGGAGUCAAAGCAGAAAUCUGCAUCAGGAUCAAUACAGCAACAGCAUCUGGACAUUAUUUGGUGAAGCAGGACCAUAAGGUUUUCUAUAAAGUACAGACCGUACAAGUCCCUUGUAGCUCCCAUCAUGCACUGCAGAUGCCAGAUGUGAAAUCUGCUUACUGACAGAGAGGAGAAUACAGAUACUGGGGACCAAGUGCCUAUGGAAGCUUCUCCGAAUCCCUUAACGAGGAACGCAAAACCAGUCACUUUGUAGGGAGCACCAGGAACCCCUUCUCUUAAAUCUGAAAACUGAAUAGAUUAGAUAGACACCCAAACUGAAAAGUCAAUGUCUUUCAAUUUUGCCAGGGUCAUCAGCAAUUCUAAAAUAAAAAGAAUUUUUCUACAAAAAUCAUUGAAGUGAACGCAUGAUUUCUUAGUCCCUCUUUCUGUUCCUAUUGGACUAUGUCAUUCUCUCUUUCCUUUCUCUACGUACAGAUAAAGGUAAAAUACGCAGAAUUGAAAAGCUAAAGAACUGUACCUCAUACCUAAACAACACUUAGCUUGAAAUAAAAUUUCAUUUAACUCGUAAGUAUUUGCAUUCAUGCUUUCUGACCCAGCAAUGGCACGGAUGGAAAUUUCGAGAACCAAAUGUUUUUAUAGGACAUGGAAUUAGAUAUUAGAUUCGCUGCACUUCACCACACGAGGAAACCAUACCAUCGACCCACGAUGGACAUCAUCGAUUGCUCAAACAAUUAUCCGCCUUCUGUUUCAUGUUAACUUAAGGAUUUUGUCAAGAAGUUAACUGCUGAUGACCAGCCAGUGAAAGACUUGUAGCCCUUGAAGCGAAAUUACUGCUGUUGUUAUGUGAUUGGAUCAAUGGAGCGGAUGCUAAAAGGGGAAAGAAGACAUUUCCUAACCGAAGAAGAGGGGAGAGAUAAAUGAUAUAUGAAAAGAGAUAGAGAGAGAGAGAAAAAAAGAGGGGACUAAGUGAAAAAGAGAGAAAAAGAAAAGAGACACAAAAGUUAAAGAAAAAGAAGAUUAAAGAAAUAGAAAGAAAGAAAAAAAGAAUAAAAGACGUUUUGCGAACUUUGAACGAACUAAACGCCUUGUUCGUGUUGAAGGGUAGUAAAGCACGGGUCUGCCAAUCCUACCGUGGGAAGGUAACCAUGGUUACGACAGAGGCCUGGAUCGUGGGUGGUGGAGGCGAGAACGUAACAGGCCACAUUCUUUCCGAGGAUGACAAGCAACGGAUAGCUGUGGUCAGCAUCAUAAUGAUCUGCACCAUAGUGGGCAACCUCACCCUCAUCUUCGCUCUCACGUGCAAGCGCUCGCGCCGUAUAAAGCGGGUCAACGUCUUCUUGAUCAACCUCGCCAUAGGCGACCUCGCUGUGGCUUUCUUCACCAACACCACUGAGAUCUUCUUCCUGGCAUUCGGUGACUGGGCUCUUGGUCCGGCAGCCUGCAAGAUCUCUGUCUACACACAGAUUGUCACCUUGGCGUCUGCUACUUUUCUGCUGACGGCCAUGAGCAUCGACAGGUACCAGGUGAUCGUGAAGCCUAUGCAGUCACUAGCGCGCCGACCUCGAAUCUGUCGAAAGGUAGCCGUUGCCUGGGUGAUGGCCUUCAUUUUUGCAACGCCGCAGCUGUUCAUCUUCUUACAGGUGACCAAGAUGGUGGACGGCAAGCCUGAACGGCACUGCCUGAGCAAAGGCUACACGGCAGAAUGGCAACGGAAGGUUUACAUGAGCUUUCUGACUCUGUACAUCCUCCUCAUCCCCAUGGCCAUCAUGCUGUACUGCUACGUCAACAUCAUCCACGUCGUGUGGAUCCGCGCGCGCGCUGACGACCGCCACGACCUCAAGUCCUCCGCGCCCAACGGCUGCAGCGUGGAGGAGGCGGCAGGGUCACCGCGCAUGUCUGUGCGCCACGGGCUGGUGACGGCGUCCAAGCGGCGUGUCAUCACCAUGACCCUGACGGUCAUCGUUGGCUUCCUGGUGUGCCAGACUCCCUACUUCAUCGUUUCGCUGGUCCGCAUCUACAGCGACUACCGCAUCAAGCUGCUGCCGGCGCUGGCGGUGUCGGAGAACCUUGUGCUCAUGCACUCGUCGCUCAACCCCGUGCUGUACGGACUCUUCACCCUCCGUCAGCACCACGUCACCGCCCUUCUGUCUUUCUUCAACUGCCGCUCGCGCUCCGCCUCUGCUUCCGCUUCCUCUUCCGCUGCCGCACACGCGGGCGAACGACGGUACCUCCUGAACGGCAAGUCAGAUGGCACGUGCAAAGCGAUCAAACCGCGCGCUGGAGCUCCUCCGCGCAGAGAUAUUGGCGUGGAUGGAGGAACGGUGCGCAAAAUGCAUGGGGUCGCCAGCAAGGUGUUAUGCAGCGAGGAAACGCUGCGACAGGCGACAUACCGGAGGAAGGAGGAGACUGACAAAGAGACAGGAGCGGCUCAUCGGGAUCAAGGCUUGCAGUGUCCCAACGGGACAAACCUGCCUUUGCUGCUCAUCGCCAACAAGGCGGCUGUCUCGGCGGCGGCGGAGGAAGAUAGGUCAUCGACCUCGACCGCGAUCGAGGCCCCAGCUAAAGCUGUCGUCGUCGUCGCCGCCAGUCCGGGUAGAUCGUCACUGGUAUCCUCAGAGGCGUCAGCAGCGGGUGUACCUGCUCAGUGGACGCCUACCUGCUUGUCAUCCAACAGUGAACACCACAGCUGUGUGUAGAGAAGCGUGCAAGACUGAAUUUAAUAUUUAACGGAUUUAAUUUGAAAGUUUCGUUCCGUAUCUGUGAUAAGUCAUUGUUUAUUGUUAUCUUUCACGGUUAUAAUUAGUUUUUAAUUGCUUACUGUAAUGAACGACGACGACAACAACAAAAAAAAAAAACAAAAAAAAAAAAGAUGCAAUCAUACCGUUGGCUUGCUCAACAUUUUUUCUUGGAAUCAGGGACUGCAAUCAUUCAAGUGAAGCUGGUGUGAGUUACCAUACAUGAGACAUGAGAGUCAACUCAUCGUGUUUCGCUGUCAUUUAUUUUAUUUUAAAUGUUGCACUACAGCUUUAUACAAAGGGAGGAAUCCUUUGUGUGUGAAAUGAAGUCUCCCUGACCUAGUUAAAUGAACGAUAAGACAUAAAUCUACAACACGCAUGUAUGUUUUACAAGUUUCUAUACAAGAUAUCAAUCAUGGUUAGAACUUUUGUGCCUAAAUGGAUGUCUACAGAUAAUUUUCUAGAGCAACCACUCCAGACCACGUUCUUUGAUGCUGGAACUUUCCUGCUCGACUAAACUCUUGUUAUAUUAUUUUCUUGAAAGAAAUAUACUGAUAGAAGAAACGUUUUCCAUUAAAACAUCAGGAUCAAUUUUUGUGACUACUGCGACGACUACUACUGCUACUAAUGGAAGAAGGUGCCUGAUGAGCUGUGGUACACCAAGCAGUGGCUUGCUACUAUCGUGAUGAUCUCGUUUGAACCAUGUUUUCUCAGUGGGCCUUAGGAUUGUAGUUGUUUCACGACGGAGAAUAUGCCGCCGGGCAGCUUCAUUGUCUGGUUGGGCGAUGUUACGAUGAUAUUGUGACGACUGCUUAGCAGUUACGAAGUUUCUGUUGUGCGUUGAUAAAAGCAGUUUUUUCCCCCCAUGCUUAUGCCACGGGUUCAGCUCUCAUUCACCGGCGUUUUACUUUUUAAAAACAAGUUUCUAAAUUUUGUUUUUAUGUAUUUCAUUCUUUGUUCUGUCUUGCGAGUAUUUUUGUUUGUUUUUGUUUGUUUGUUUGGUUUUUUUUUUUGUCUUUUUUUUUAUUUUGUAAAAUAAUCUUGUUUGCGCUAAAGGUUCAGCAAGUCUUUUUUUUUUUUAAUUUUAAAACAUUUUCACAAAUUUUUUAAAAUUUGGAAAACAUUUUUCUUGCAAACUCGAAUGUUUCUGAGUACUUUAGGUUUGCGGUGGAGCGAGGGUCUGAGGCUGAUGACAUGUGAAGACAAAAGAUGCUAUGAGAAUGCAUCGCCCAAGGGAAGUAAUGUCGCCGUCAGGUACGAGUUGCGGGCCUUUCUCAUAGCCGUGUACACCAGUGUGGUGAUGUUUCUGUCAACUCACCGAUAACAUUGUUUUCUGGCUGUUGACGUUGAACGGGUGUUGUACGGUACAUGCUCUGUAAUGAGGCUAACUUUCUAAGGUAUGUCUGGAUCAGAGGGGUAUCCUGAAACAACAUAGAACAGGGUGCAUGCAAACACGAGCUUGUGCAAGAAGUUGCCUUAUCCUGCAGUUAAAAAAAUAAUAAAAGAAAACAAACAUAAUUUGCAUGCUGCAGCAUUGCUCGAAACAUUUAUUUAAAAACACUUGACGGCCGUGUCUGGUCUGUCAACAGAUACCGGAAAAGGGAGUGUGGAAGAUAUUUUCUGUCCCUUAGAAUAAUAGGAACAUUUUACAGGGUCGUGAAAACAGAACGGUGCUUAGUGUUAAGGCUUCAGCAGCUGUCCUUUUUUUUUAUAAAAAAAAUUAAGUUAACUUCUUGAACAAAUAUUUCUGCCUUUCGAUGUGUGAAAAUUGAUAUUUAAGUCAACCAGGUUCUACAUCAUAAUUAUUAAGGAUCUCACAUCACACUUGACAGCCAGUGUCGCGCUAUUUCCAACUGUUUUGUAAACAAACGAUACUACACAACUCACAUGAACCAUGAUUAAUGCUGAUUGUAUGUAUGCCUGUCUGUCUGUCCUAACCUGCUAGCCUUGUCAUGGAAGCAUGCAUGGCAUAGACCCACCCAUACCCCAUCAACACAAGCAAACGAAAUGUAAGGGGAUAAGUAGAUUGUAUAAGAGAGAAAUAAAUAAAAGUUUAUUUGUCUGAUUGCUGAUUGAUCUCAAAUAAUGUAACCAUUCAAAUAAAUAAAUAAUAGUUUAAAAAAUAAAUAAAUGAAGUAAACAAAGGAAAGCAGAUGGAACACAGUUGAUAUCACCGAAAAAGAGCCUGAAUCUCAGCUGUCGACUCGACAAACGGAUGACCCAGAGUCGACAAACAUUCGUCGCAUUUUUUUAUGUCCUGUCCUCUGGGUAUGCGUGCCAUUCCUUUGCUUUGUCGUCUCAGAGAUCACUACACGCCCUCCAGCCCCACCCACCCACAGUCUUUUGUCUUUUUUUUCCUUUAGAGCCAUGUAAGAACUUUUCCCUCGCAAAGUUAAUUGAAAGCAAAGAAGAUUGGUCUGAUGCGCGUUGUUUUUAGUGGGUACACUAGUCUGCGUGUACGACGACACUGUAUAUUUUGUCUUCUUAAGGAAAAAAAAUUGCUUCAGGGAAAGUAAUGGAGAAAAGUUCACCGAAAUACAAGAUUUUGGAUUUAACUUUAGUUUAGUACUGUAGGCUUUGAUGCCUUCCUAACCAUUCAAUGUUUCUCUUCAAAGAAUAAUGUAUUUGUUUACAGUAAUAUUUUUUCGGAGGCGCUUGGGUGGUCAGGACCCUUAUGGACUAUUGUUAAUUGUAGUUAUAUUCGGCGAAUACUUUCCCUUGAAGUCCAAUCAAAUACACAACCAUUUGACCAGUUGAGCUAAAAUACCCGUGUUUAUAGGACGUGUAUACUUACGUAUACUUUACUUUGAGUUUUGAUGAUUCCGAAUAUGCGAUUUUUUUCGGAAUUGAAAGUAAACGUGUUCGGAGAAAAUGUGUGGGUGAGUUAGUGAGUGAAUAUCUGUGAGAGAAAACUAACUCCAACCGAAAAUGGAUACCUAAUAGCAAAGUGUGUAACAGACCUGUGAGCAUCCAUAAUUACUCAUUGUGUGUGUGUGAGAGAGAAAGAGAUUAUAUAUUAAGGUUGAGAAAGGUCUCCUCUUCUAUAAUUAUAUCCUCAUCAUGUGUCUUCUUUGUAUAUCCUUGUGAUGAAUAUGGUGAAACUUUAGUGACUUACAAUAGUUUACAUCACUGUAAGCACUCCAUGUAGCCGGUCUGUUCAGUAGUGCAUCAUAAGUGUACUGUGCUAAUUAAUUAGCUUUUUACGUGUCCUUCGCAGGCAACUUUCAAAAUGUCUUCUUGGAGCUCCACACGUUAACUUUUUAGUCAUGUGAUGGCGAUUCAAGAGACUUUUUGUCUUUUUAUUUCGACGACUGUUCCGUCGUAGAUGUUCCUGAGGUCUUGUAUGCCAUGAUGCUUUUGGUGGGAAGUGAUGGCUUGAAUACGAUGACAUGCUCUUCACGCCUGAUUGCUGCUUCUCUUUGAUUAUUUUUUUAAAUUCGCUGUGUGAGAUAGAUGUGUGUAUGCUAAUCUAAGUAUAUAUGCAAAUUUUGUUACUUGUUAAUUUAUUGAAUGUGUGAGUGUAUAACAAUUGCUCAAGCAAGCUUUUGUGUAUCACGUUUCUUGACAGCACUUUGACUUGCAAUCAUUAGCCAGGAACAUAUCAAAUGUUAAUAUAAGAGUGUAUGUUCACCAGUAACUAAUGUUUGGAAAAAUAAUGAAACAGGCAUUUUUCUCAGUCUUUCUUGUUUUACAAAGGAAAAACUUAACAUUGUUUAGGCAUUACGACGAGUGAUUUGGAAAUUUCCAUUAGUGUCAAAUUUAUAGAAAAAUAAAACUGAAAAUAUUUGUUCCUGCUUCUUGUUUCUAACAGCAAAGACAAAACAAAAUUCAUAAGACUGACCAGCAUCGAGAAAGAUGAUUGUUGACCCAUGUCGAUAUAAUACUGGUUUAGUGAAAUGUUUAUUCUCAUGUACUGACGGGAAUUUCGUAAUACUGGUAAACUAAUUCCCAGAAACAGAAAGUCUCCAAAAAAUAUCGUUGGACUGGUGUUCGGAUUUGUAGAUAUAUUUAUUGCUGUUUUAGUCUGUAUACAGCGUUCAAAUAAAUGUUUUCAGACUAGAUGACAAGGUCAUUUCCUGUAAAAGAUAUUUUUUAAAGAGAAGCUGUAAUGAGGUCUAAGUACUUCACAACCACUUUACCAAGAAUGACAUGAACAUGACACGAGCAAAUGAAAUGUGAAACGACCCUGUCAUGCCUUGCAGAGUUGUUUUUUUAAAUUAUUAUCAUAAAGAUUUGCUUUGGGAGGAAUAGCUUCUCGUGCUGUCUUUCUGGUAUGAAUGGGAUGCUUGGUGGGAUGUCGGGUGCUCAGCACAAGGGACUCACUCCAUAAAUUGGCUGCAGUUCCUUUUCUCGACCAACUAGGAAAUAACAGAGGUGCGAGAAAUAAGCAAUCUGAGCUCUCCAGACUAAGGCAGUGGGCGGGGAUGAUGUUAUCUUGAGAAUUACAGAGAAUUAUUGAGAAACCCCAUCCUCUACCUCACUUAUCCUCUCUCCCAUCUACUCUACUCCUUCUUACUCUUUCUUGCGAGGAUGCCAACAUCUUUCUCUGAUAUAGCCACGCACUUAAAGACUUUUCUUAAAAAAAAAAAAAAAAAAAUUUGCUUUAUCGCUUUCUCGUGAGCAGACAGGAUUAUUGCAUGUUAGUGACUGGAGACGAGAUUCAGUGAUAAGCAGCUGUCCAGCCAUCUCACACCUGACUGACAUCCCAGGGCCAAUGAUUAGAGUGUUUUAGUCUUCCUUCCGUUACAGUACUAUCACCAUUCCUGCAGGAUCUUUCAGGUUGACGUGGGUAUAUAUAUCUUUCUUUUCUUUCGGCAUUCGCAAAUAGUUCUCAGAAGAUUUUUUGUGCCUUUUUGGUGGGGUCUACAAGUCUUGGCCAGGAAAUCGCUCGCUGGCAUUAGCAAGUAUUUUCAGUCUCUGUCUUUGGCUGCAGUGAAAGUGAGGCCGGCACGCAACAGAAAGCCAGUCUCAUGCCUCGCUUCCAGAAAAUAUCAGAGAAAGUCACGUAUGUCCAGCGACAUCCAGCGACAGGUUAAUUUCAAUAAUUAAAAUUUAGUGAGCUUGAAUUUCUCCCUUGAUUCCUCGCUGUUCCUAUUUAUAAUAAUAGAUCAUCUGAAAUGCAGCAUAUAAUUCACUUAUAA
Molecule: messenger RNA, 8877 nt
Organism: Pomacea canaliculata
Lineage: Eukaryota; Metazoa; Mollusca; Gastropoda; Architaenioglossa; Ampullariidae
Product: neuropeptide S receptor-like
Exons: 4
Coding region: 2147-3697 (516 amino acids)
Biological process (GO): G protein-coupled receptor signaling pathway
Cellular component (GO): membrane
Molecular function (GO): G protein-coupled receptor activity; peptide binding
Source: RefSeq, a predicted model, not a curated record